Oncorhynchus kisutch (coho salmon) is the source of this 5192-nucleotide messenger RNA. It is a transcript of the gene znf513b, whose product is annotated as zinc finger protein 513b. Gene Ontology annotation, cellular component: nucleus. The transcript is spliced from 3 exons. Gene Ontology annotation, molecular function: DNA-binding transcription activator activity, RNA polymerase II-specific; RNA polymerase II cis-regulatory region sequence-specific DNA binding. NCBI's taxonomy places the organism in Eukaryota, Metazoa, Chordata, Actinopteri, Salmoniformes, Salmonidae. Gene Ontology annotation, biological process: positive regulation of transcription by RNA polymerase II. The record is from RefSeq and is a predicted model, not a curated record. Bases 1013 to 2548 code for a protein of 511 amino acids.
CUCCGAGCGGUAAACAGGGUUAACUCCGAGCGGUAAACAGGGUUAACUCCGAGCGGUAAACAGGGUUAACUCCGAGCGGUAAACAGGGUUAACUCCGAGCGGUAAACAGGGUUAACUCCGAGCGGUAAACAGGGUUAACUCCGAGUGGUAAGCAGGGUUAACUCCGAGUGGUAAGCAGGGUUAACUCCGAGUGGUAAGCAGGGUUAACUCCGAGCGGUAAACAGGGUUAACUCCGAGCGGUAAGCAGGGUUAACUCCGAGCGGUAAGCAGGGUUAACUCCGAGCGGUAAGCAGGGUUAACUCCGAGCGGUAAGCAGGGUUAACUCCGAGCGGUAAGCAGGGUUAACUCCGAGCGGUAAACAGGGUUAACUCCGAGCGGUAAACAGGGUUAACUCCGAGCGGUAAACAGGGUUAACUCCGAGCGGUAAACAGGGUUAACUCCGAGCGGUAAACAGGGUUAACUCCGAGCGGUAAACAGGGUUAACUCCGAGUGGUAAGCAGGGUAACUCCGAGUGGUAAGCAGGGUUAACUCCGAGCGGUAAGCAGGGUUAACUCCGAGCGGUAAACAGGGUUAACUCCGAGCGGUAAACAGGGUUAACUCCGAGCGGUAAACAGGGUUAACUCCGAGCGGUAAACAGGGUUAAUUCUGCAUAGUUAAAAUAUAAACAAUUCAAAAGGUUGAAGCUUAGGUAUUAUUAAGUCCGAGGGGUUAACCCUCUAGAGUCUAUGUCCACGCCCCCGUGGGAAUUCUUUUAGCAUAAUAAAACAAUCCCCAUUUAAAAUCCAUCAGUUUAAGCUAGAGAUCUCACCUUUUGUUGCAUUGGAUUGCGUCUCAAUCCCACGGCAUCCACCGAUCUCUCACUUCCCAUCUGCGGUGAAAGGUGACCGAGCUAGAGCGGUGUUUGUCAGACCAAGAGACAUCCAGAAAAUCAUUAUUCUCACAAAAUUGGUUUUGCAACAUCCGGAUGGUUUGGCCUUCAAAACUAUUAUGAAAAGACGAGACUCUCACAAACAUGACGGUGUUCUCUGUUUUUCUCUACGACCCCCACAAGAGUCUUGGGACCCGUGUGAAGCCGGUACCGCUGAUCUGCCAACCUCUGUCUGUAGCGAACAGUUUGGGUUACACACUAAUAUGGACCCGUCUGUGGAAAGGUAUGACAGUGUUCUCUCUAAGUGAUGAUGGCACCAGCCUUCCAGCUUCGGGUGACUCAGCCUUCCCAGCAUUCCUCUCCUGUAAGGGGUGCCGCCAAUUGAUGGGGGCCGACCUUGACCUGGGAGCAGGACUUGACUUGGGGGCGGGACUCUACUGCCUGAGCUGCGAAGAGGGCCUCCAAUCAGAAUCACACACAGCCAUGGAGGAUACCUCACAGGGGGAGGAGUCAACCCCGGCUGUCCAAUCCAGUGGGGGGAAGAACAGGAAGAGGAUUAAGGCGGGUGAUGAAGAAGUCUGUAUGAAGCUGUACACGUGUUCUCUGUGUAGUUUCUCCUCUCGCUACUCCAACCAUCUCAAACGCCACAUGAGAACCCAUGAUGGAGAGAAGCCCUACCGCUGUCCUCACUGCCCCUACGCCUCUACACAGAGGGUCAACCUGCAGAGACACACGCGCACACACACCGGGGAGAAGCCCUACCUCUGCAACGCCUGCAGCUAUGCCUGUAGUUCCCUGGGGAACCUGCGGAGGCACCAGCGCUCGCACAGCCAGGAGCCUCAGCCCCGGCCGCAACGCACACACACACUGAAGAGACGCAGCAGACGAAAACACACACACAGAGAAACCGGUGAAGAUGCCGUUUUGUCAGACCUGACAGUGUGUGUGAGGGAGGACUCUGAUUUCCUCCAGUCCCUAGAGGGGGUAGCCUCUCCCUCCCUCCCCCCCUCCGCCCCUCUCCCUGACCUCCUCUUCCCCCUCUGUUGUCGCUCCUGUGGCCUCACCCUGGAAGGAGAGGGAGAGGCGGAGGGCAGAGGAAAGAUGUGUAGUCAAUGUUCUGAGUUUGUCCUCUCUAAGGAUAUAGGCUCCUCCAGCCCCACUGACACAGACUCGCACACAGUCCGGCCAGGGGCCAGUAAGCUGUAUCGCUGCCCUCUCUGCCCCUUCCUCUCCCUCUACCCCAACCACCUGGCCCGACACGCCCACACCCACAGCGGGGAGAAGCCCCACCGCUGCCCCCAGUGCCCCUACGCCUCGGCCCACCUGGACAACCUGAAACGCCACCUCCGGGUCCACACGGGGGAAAAGCCCUACCGCUGUCCCCAGUGCUCGUACGCCUGCGGGAACCUGGCCAACCUGAGGCGCCAUGAGAGGAUUCACUCUGGAGCCAAGCCGUUCCACUGCUCUGUGUGUGGCUACAGCUGUAACCAGAGGAUGAACCUGAAGAGACACAUGCUGAGACACACGGGGGAGAAGCCGUAUGGCUGUGCUGAGUGUGACUACACUACGGGACACUGGGACAACUACAAACGUCAUCAGAGGAAACACGGACACAACACACACAGCUGGGACAAACACACACACCAGGACACUACAGCAGACAGCAACACACAGCACUGAGACACACACACACUCCACUGAGACACACACACACUCCACUGAGACACACACACACUCCACUGAGACACACACACACUCCACUGAGACACACACACACACACACACCACUGAGACACACACAGCACUGAGACACACACACACACUCCACUGAGACAGACACACACAGCACUGAGACAGACACACACAGCACUGAGACACACACACACUCCGCUGAGACACAACACUCCGCUGAGACACACACUCCGCUGAGACACACACUCCACUGAGACACACACUCCACUGAGACACACACACACACUCCACUGAGACACACACACACACACUCCACUGAGACACACACACACACACACUCCACUGAGACACACACACACACUCCACUGAGACACACACACACACUCCACUGAGACACACACACACACACACUCUACUGAGACACACACACUCUACUGAGACACACACACUCCACUGAGACACACACACUCUACUGAGACACACACACUCCACUGAGACACACACACUCCACUGAGACACACACACUCCACUGAGACACACACACACACCACUGAGACACACACACACACACACACCACUGAGACACACACACACACACACACCACUGAGACACACACACACACACACCACUGAGACACACACACACACACACACACAGCACUGAGACACACACAGCACUGAGACACACACACAUACACACAUAGCACUGACACACACACACACACACACCUCUCCCUGGUUAUGGUUCCCUGUUCCUUGAAUUCAGUGUUGGUCUGUGGUUGUGUGUGUGUGUGUGUGUGUUACAAUGGUAACCCCAACCCCUAUCUCUGCUCUCCCUCAGAGGGGUGGGACUUAUCUCAGGAACCUUUUAGAGGCGGAGCUACAUGUGCUGGUUUCCUGGAUCUGAACACUGCACUGGCCUUAGGGCAUUAAAUGGUGUGUCUGUGGGAUUCAAGAUUCAUCCUUUUAUUUUUGAAUGGUUAAAUGUUGUUUUUAAUAAAGUUGUUCGAAAAUAGUAUGUUUUGAUUUAGAUUUAGGCCAUUUCUAAAUUGUAUAUUCCAAAACCAAAAAUCUGUAAAGAAUGUAUUUGUGAUACAGAUAAAGAGUUUAUUUUUUAUUUAUUCUGAUAUAUUUUAGUUGAUUUGAACAGUGUUUCUCAGAAAAUAGUAUUGUGUUGGCAGACAUCACGUUGUAUUCUCAUUGGAGACGAUGCCUAGCACACAGUAGCAGUUUCAAAAUGUUUAGAAACAGAAAUGGAGAGUUUGAAGUCUUGUCCCUUUGCUUCCAUUUGGCUCUUUGUAAAUACACCCCUGUUGUAAGGCUACUCAGAGAACAGACAGGACCCCUGUUGAGAGAACAGACAGGACCCCUGUUGAGAGAACAGACAGGACCCCUGCUGAGAGAACAGACAGGACGCCUGCUGAUUGUUAGGCUACUCAGAGAACAGACAGGACCCCUGUUGAGAGAACAGACAGGACCCCUGUUGAGAGAACAGACAGGACCCCUGUUGAGAGAACAGACAGGACCCCUGCUGAGAGAACAGACAGGACCCCUGUUGAUUGUAAGACUACUCAGAGAACAGACAGGACCCCUGUUGAGAGAACAGACAGGACCCCUGUUGAUUAUAAGGCUACUCAGAGAACAGACAGGACCCCUGUUGAUUGUAAGACUACUCAGAGAACAGACAGGACCCCUGUUGAUUGUAAGACUACUCGGAGAACAGACAGGACCCCUGUUGAGAGAACAGACAGGACCCCUGCUGAUUGUUAGGCUACUCAGAGAACAGACAGGACCCCUGCUGAUUGUAAGGCUACUCAGAGAACAGACAGGACCCCUGUUGAUUGUAAGGCUACUCAGAGAACAGACAGGACCCCUGUUGAUUGUAAGACUACUCAGAGAACAGACAGGACCCUGUUGAUUGUAAGACUACUCAGAGAACAGACAGGACCCCUGUUGAGAGAACAGACAGGACCCCUGUUGAUUGUUAGGCUACUUAGAGAACAGACAGGACCCCUGCUGAUUGUAAGGCUACUCAGAGAACAGACAGGACCCCUGUUGAUUGUUAGGCUACUCAGAGAACAGACAGGACCCCUGCUGAUUGUAAGGCUACUCAGAGAACAGACAGGACCCCUGCUGAUUGUAAGGCUACUCAGAGAACAGACAGGACCCCUGUUGAUUGUAAGGCUACUCAGAGAACAGACAGGACCCCUGUUGAUUGUAAGACUACUCAGAGAACAGACAGGACCCCUGCUGAUUGUAAGACUACUCAGAGAACAGACAGGACCCCUGUUGAGAGAACAGACAGGACCCCUGUUGAUUGUAAGACUACUCAGAGAACAGACAGGACCCCUGUUGAUUAUAAGGCUACUCAGAGAACAGACAGGACCCCUGUUGAUUGUAAGACUACUCAGAGAACAGACAGGACCCCUGUUGAUUGUAAGACUACUCAGAGAACAGACAGGACCCCUGUUGAGAGAACAGACAGGACCCCUGCUGAUUGUAAGACUACUCAGAGAACAGACAGGACCCCUGCUGAUUGUAAGGCUACUCAGAGAACAGACAGGACCACAUUUACUGUCUGCACAUUGUGCCUUCUACAUCUCUAGUACUGAAAUAAAGACUUUUGACUGAA